Molecule: messenger RNA, 1232 nt
Organism: Schizophyllum commune H4-8
Lineage: Eukaryota; Fungi; Basidiomycota; Agaricomycetes; Agaricales; Schizophyllaceae
Exons: 7
Coding region: 5-355 (116 amino acids)
Source: RefSeq, a predicted model, not a curated record
GUUGAUGGUGGGAGAAACGCUCUGGCUGACCGCCCCUCAAGUGCUCACGUGCUUCUGCACUAUAAGUUGGGCGCCGCAUGCGACUCCCCUUUCCUCGACCGACACCAGUAGUUCACCUGGUGGCGUCCCGUCGACUCCAAGGGCCGGUCGAUGCACCUGUAGCUGCGCGAUCUUUCGCUGCACUCAGGCACCAUGGGCCCCCUGCCUCAAGUUCCCCCUGCGUUCCGCUUUCUUUAGCGAGGGCCAGUCCUCACUGGCCUCCAGUCCCGGCGCGGUGCCACCUCCAGUCAUUUCGACAGCGCCCGGACCCGCAGUAUCCGCCUUUCCCCCCAUCCCCACCAAGCCAUGUAUCUGAAUCCGCUCGCCGGCGCCAUACGUAAUUGCCACCCUACGUACCGCCCGCGGCACCCACAAAACGAGUACCCAGACCAAAGCCGCGGCAGUGAACCUGCGCCGAUCGCGGAAGACCGGGCUUCCGCGCUCGCAACGGACGCAGCGUAAUCGCAGCGUCGACCCUGACGACAAGAAGGAGGACAAUAAGCGCGCGAGCACGUUGUUCCUCUCCCACGCGCCGUUUUCCCGGCAUAUGCGGUGUCGAACGACGCCGCAUUCAUGCGUUAUACCUUCACGACCCACCUACCAGAUACCACCCGAACCGCGGUCACGGGAAUUCUGGCGCUAUCUACUCGCAGAGCUAUCGGUGCCCCAUCCGGCCAGCCGCGAACCAUACCGAUCGAGACUCAAAAUGGAGUCCUCCCAUAUGCCCCCUCCUCUUCUCUUCAAGUUUCUGUCUAUAUCAUAUCCUAUAGUCUCGUGGUCUAACGCUCAAGGACGAUCGACCCCUUUCAGUAGAUAGUCUUUUGGUAGAUAGCAACUUCUCUCCACAACCAUCGACGUUGUCAUACCUUCGACCCUCUGGUCACUUAUGCUUUACAUUUUCCCUUCUUGAGGCGCCUCGGGUUUCCUUCCGAGCGCGGCCUGUUUCUCUUGGCUCAAGCACUCGCAUCUCGUCUCUGUUUCCUCCCGUCUCGUCUCUUCUCCCUUAUGUCUUGUUUCCGUCUCCGUCUCCUCUAGUUUCCUUUUCUCUUUUUCUCUUACCUAUGCAAUCCCAAGCCGAGGGCUCGCCCUCACCCCCCUAGCGCGAUGCGAGACCUCGCAGUGCAGGGUUAAAUCAAUUACCCCAGGCCAUCCCUAGUGUAGCGUCAGGUCAAUGGAACGCUGCACGACUCCCA